Amoebophrya sp. A25 is the source of this 4637-nucleotide messenger RNA. The record is from the annotation of a GenBank genome assembly. Lineage: Eukaryota; Dinophyceae; Syndiniales; Amoebophryaceae.
CAGCACUUUAGUAGGCUAGUACGAGUAGCCCGAAGAGCCACAAAAAAAUGCCGGAAGUUUUACGGUUACCUGUUAUGGUGCUUAAUGCAACUUACUUCUGAAAUUUUGUUGAUUCUUGUGUACUAGUUGUGAAACAACUUCACGUCUGAAAUUGAUUAGUACUCUACGUCUGAAAUUCAGAUUAGUACUCUACGUCUGAAAUUGAUUCUUGUGUACCUCGUAAAAUGCCGGAAGUUUUACGGUUACCUGUUAUGGUGCCGUACUACUCCCACCGACAAGCGCCAGAUCUAGCUCUAGAGCAACCGGGAAAGCCGACGCCAAGCUAUGGGAGCAGAGCUGGUAAGUCCAACAAUUAAAAUCAUAGUCGCCAAGGCGUCAAAAGAUACCUCCAGAACAGGUAAAUGAAUGAAUGAAUGGGUGAAUGUUCUGGUCAUGUUGGAAUAAUGCAGUUGUUGUUUUGAGCACUAAACUAUAACUUAAUGCAACUUCUGAAAUUGAUUCUUGUGUACUCCUGAAACAACUUCAGAUUAGUACUCUACGCAAAAUCUACCUCACCUUCACCACCUCCGCCACACAUCAAAUCAGCCAAAUGGCAGAAAUGUGCGUUCGAUCAACUCGAGAACACGUUUUGGUUUGGCGGGAGAAAGUGCAGGUGGCCGCAGAAGAGGCCAGAGCGCUUCGUCUUGAUGCCUCAGCUGACCCUAGAAAACGUGAAAAUGUUCCUCGUCCAUUAUCACGGCAGCCUCAAAAAGGCCUUCGAUUAUAUGGACUUUAUCAAAAACGGGACCAUAUCCCCCAUGGAAUGGUCAGAAUCCGUUUGGGGUAUGAUACGGAGCAAACGAGGACACGAGAUGGAUCAAUAUAAUUUCAGUACUACUUUUGCUUGUUCUUUUCUGGACUUGAAAUUUGAAAAAUUGAAUAUUCCUAAUGAAUCGGUAGUUGAAGCUUCUCAUUUGACUACGACGCACCUCAACUUCAUCUAUGACAAAAAAUCCUCAAAAAACGACCUGUUGCCAGGCACAUCAAUCAAUCAAUCAAUCAAUCAAAUUCAAGCAAAGUCGUGAUAGAAGAAGCAAAAGUACAAAGCUUCCCUCCACCUCCAUUCCAGCCGAGCUCCCCCGCAAACAGUUCGAUGCGAUGAUGACGAAGAUAUUCAGGACAAUAGAUUUCGAUCGAAGCGGGGAAAUCACGUUUGAUGAGCUGUCACGCGCACACGACGAAGUCUUCAACAAUCCGCAUAUGUUUUUAUGCCAGGGGGUCUUAGCUUCAGAAGAUAAUUAUCGUCCAAGAAACAAUUAAUAUCUCUUGUAAGAUAAGAUUUUUGACUCUCUAGUAAGGUUUAAUAUCAAAAAUAAAUAUCUCUACUCCCUUCUACCUAGCCUACCUAGCCCGAUGCGUCAGCAAUGACUGUGCGCAAUCACACAGACGGACCGACCCCGGGAGCGCCACUUGGCGGCCGCAUUCAUGCUCCCCUGUUUCGUUCGUAGGUGGCAUCGAUUUGGCGUAAGUUUACAGCAAGCAGCCUCACGCAUCAGGAUUAGUCAUUGCAUAAUUAUCGUCCAAGAAACAAUUGAUAUCACAAUUUUAUAUUUCACACUUCUUUUUUUCUGUCUCUAAGUCCUACCGAGCAAAGGGCGAAGGAAAAAGAAGCUAGUAUGAUGAAGCCCUCAGAGAAAAACAAAGGAGACGACGACAACCAAAGCCUAGGAGCUUCCACAACCAACUUAGCAGGCCGUGGCGAGGCGAACACGAUAGACGACGCGCUUCUCACCGAUGAAGAAAGGAAUCUCAGAGAUUUCACUGCGAUUCUCUUGUCGAAAUACGAGAAUUUUGACGCAGCAUUCCGCCAGUUGGACAACAACAAUAACGGAGACUUGUCGCAGGGUGAGUUUCAGGCGGCUUGCGUAAGAAUACGAUUUGACGGAGACUGGAGGGAGAUCUUCAAAUACCUGCUGGGGGAGAACGACAGGAGCUAUUUGGUUAAGUUAGGAACUGGUUUUCAUGAAGAUUCGAAAACUCAAAACAACCGAGUUACUGACUGAAAUAAGGGAGGCAGCUUAACGUCAAGGCUACGCUUCCUUCUCAUCAGUAUCUCGGUUAUUCUCGUCUGUUACUCGCUUAUUUUAGUUUUUCAUGAUAGAUCAGAUAUUCUUCAUAAACGAGAUGAUGCCUCCACCUCCUCGUCUUCCCACUCAACGACAUGCCUAUUUUCUAACCUCUUCCGACUUCAAGGUAUUAGUGCGGCCACCAAAGAGGCUCAUCGACGCAGCAAAGAAGGCCAGUGACGACUUCAAGAACUACUCAAAGUUUAAUGUAGAGCGUGCAGAAAUGGCGCCGAAUGCUUUGCUGCCGAGACAUGUACAACUACUUACUUCUUCUUUUUUUUUUAUGGAGUCCGCUUUGCUGCCGAGACAUGUACAACUACUUACUUCUUCUUCUUUGCUGCCGAGACAUGUACAACUACUUACUUCUUCUUUUUUUUUUAUGGAGUCUUUGCUGCCGAGACAUGUACAACUACUUACUUCUUCCUUUUUUUUUAUGGAGUCUUUGCUGCCGAGACAUGUACAACUACUUACUUCUUCUUUUUUUUUUAUGGAGUCUUUGCUGCCGAGACAUGUACAACUACUUACUUCUUCCUUUUUUUUUAUGGAGUCUUUGCUGCCGAGACAUGUACAACUACUUACUUCUUCUUUUUUUUUUAUGGAGUCUUUGCUGCCGAGACAUGUACAACUACUUACUUCUUCUUCUACAGGACUAGUAGAUUGAUUUUCUUGGAAGAAGGAUUACUGAAGAUAACGGAUUUCUUUCUAUCCUGCAAACAGCAAAUAAGUCGAAGGAGUCUUAUAUUAACGUAUUAACCUUUAUUACCUCUAAUUAAAACUCUUUGCUACCUCUCGAAUGGGUACACUACUACUACUACUACUACUACUACUACUACUACUACUACUACUACUACUACUACUACUACUACUACUACUAUUAUUAACAUCAGCCUCAACUAGUGUCAGGUUAUCCAACGUCGUAACGACCCAACUCUCGAUAAAGAUCUUGGCACGUUCUCACGCCUGCCCUGUAGGAGGCUGGACAAUCUCUUUCACCCAAGCGAAAUACCUGGUACGGACCCUCAAAAUUUUGAGAAAAGUAUGGGUCCUGGUAGGUAUCUAUUGCCAUCGGAUGAGGACUUUGCAGCCUAUUUAGAGAAGGAGAAGAACAUGAGCGCAGCGGAGAAGAAGAAUUAUGAUUUGGUCACGUUGAGACUAUUGUCGAUAGCGAAGCGGAGUUUCUACUUGUGGUGCAAGUAGAAGUUCGUAGUCUAUGUAUAAUAUAAGUUUGCGCUUGUAGUUUUGUCUACAUAGAAGCUAGCAAGUAAGUACUUGUUCAUAGCAUAAUUUUCGUCUUGCGACUUCUCCCGCAAUGAUCCAAGGAUGUUUUUCGUUUCCACACUACUUUUCUCCUCUAACCUUGGAAGAAAGUCUCCCGAAAAGGCAAGCAACUAGGUGGCGCCCAAGCCUCUUUUAUGGAAGAAGUCGAGCCCUUAAGUCCCACAACUGCUGGAGGCGCGUCACCAUUGGAUAGCGAUGUGGAUAGUCCGACUCUUUCACUAGGGAGAUCACCGUCUGUAGGCAAAAAGAACCAGGUGUGGAAUAAGUAUUUCUAGCAUUUAGUCAAUAUUCUAGGACGAGGACCUGUUCCACCAAUUAGCAAUUGCACGAAUUAGUAAUUGCAGGGGUUUAGUUAGUAGCUACUGACACAGACACUGUGGUAGUACUAGCUAAUUAAGAUAAUCAUCUCUUUACAGCAACAGUGGUAGUAGCUAAUGAUGUGAUCAUCGUAUCUUAUUGGUCCAGAAUUUAGUGAGUAAAGCUACUGACACUUCUGAGUACGAAACUAAGUUAUUAGAGUUACUAGUCAUUGCGUACCGAAAUUAGAACCGUAAUGCUGUCAUGAACAAAAACCCAUUUUUCUUUUUACUUUGUUCAUGGACUGCUAGUCAGUAGGUACAAUUUCUAACCAAUUACACUGAAAAUUUCCAACAAUCAUGCAAAAGUAGUAGAACGUAUUUCCAUCGAGUUACGCGAAUUGAGAUGAUCGAAUUCCAAUACACUGAAAAUUUCCGCUAUGAUAUAGAUCGAAUCCCAAUUACACUGAAAAUUUCCGACGCUGACCGUUGAAUAAAUUCCAAUUUAUGGUAAGACUCUGAUCGCUCAGUUAUUCUGAUUAGUUUUGUGCAUAGAUUGAUAACUGUAAAAGCUGUCCCCUGAAAUUCCGAGAUAGCCUUUCGAGUACCAUCACCACCUAAUUCAGGAGAUUCAAGUUUUCUCUGCUUUAAUAUAUUAAAUAGUAAAAUGAUGUCAUCCAUGAAGAUGUAGUUGUAUCUAUGUGCGACAUGAUGCUUGUAGCCGAAGUUGAAACUUCCACUUUCUUAUCCUGCUAGCAAACUGUGUCGUGGAAAAGUGUCGGGGAAAAAGGAAGGAGGAGUAAAGAAGCUGAAGUAGAUCUACCUGCUAAUUGAAGUCUUCCAUACCCCACGACUGAUCUUAGACCAUAUUCUAGUCCAUUUCUGUACAUGACCUAUUAUGCACCCACUCCCCUUUGACCUUAAACUGCAAACGUAAGCAUAAGCUGUGAGCCCUCAG